Messenger RNA from [Candida] anglica, 5980 nucleotides. NCBI's taxonomy places the organism in Eukaryota, Fungi, Ascomycota, Pichiomycetes, Serinales, Debaryomycetaceae. The record is from the annotation of a GenBank genome assembly.
CUCUUACACAUAAAUGGUGGCAAAAACAAAAAAAAAAUUUUUGUUAGACCAAUUUUUUUAAAAGAAAGUACAAGUUGAAAUGGCUUAUACGGUGACUUCAACCAAGUCGUACAUGCAGGCCAUGGAGCCGAUGGAGGAGAUGCUUCAAUCAUUUGGAAUCAAUGGCCAAAUUGAAGGUAAGAUUGCCAAUUUGAAUGCAGAAACCAAUAAACUUAAUCCAAUUGAAGAUAUAUUGAGUCGAUUCCAAGGGGUGGACUCACGAUUGAUUCGUACUGUCCAUACGAGAGCCAGUUCUUCGGUGGUGUUACGAGAGAUUGAAAACAGAUGUCAACAGAUCUCCAGGCAGAGAGAUGGUGACAAAGAUGAAGUCUUGGAUAGUAUAAAGAGCAUUAUUGAGUCAACCAAUACCGAUGAAGAACUUCAAUCCAGUCUUUUCGAUAUUUUGGGGUUUGAAGAAAUUGAUUUAAUCUCGAAAAUUGUUCAAAAUAAGCAAGUUCUUCAAUUUAGUUCUGAUGUUUCUGUUGCUAAUUCUAAUUCUGCAACUCUUGACGGACAUCCACAUCUCUUAACGGCAGAGGAAAGAGCCCAACUCAUCAUAGACACCGCUAAAAGAACUAAAAACCAGAAACUUGCCCCAAGAGCAGCAAAUCAAUUGUAUCCUCAUGUGUACAAGAACCAGGACUUUAACAAUGCAGCCGUCGUUGGAGGGAAGUUUGCCCUCCCCGUGGGGUCCACCCGUGAAUCGUAUGGGACCUAUGAAGAAGUGGUGAUUCCAUAUGUGGAAAGUAAACGAAACAAAUGGAUAGGAGAUAAUGAACUUGUUCAUGUGAGUGGGUUGGACUUUUUGUGUCAAAAGACAUUCCAUAAUUACAAAACUUUGAAUCGGAUGCAAAGUUUGGUGUACCCUGUAGCCUAUAACACCAAUGAAAACAUGUUGGUUUGUGCUCCCACAGGUGCUGGUAAAACCGACGUUGCUCUCUUAACCAUUUUGCAUACCAUCAACCAAUUUGUCACUGAAACGGGUCAAGGUGACGAGAUAAACGUGGAUAUUGAUUAUGAUGAGUUUAAAAUCAUUUAUGUUGCCCCCUUGAAGGCGUUGGCGGCGGAAAUCGUCGACAAAUUUAGCUCCAAAUUGAGAUGGUUGGGUAUAACCGUCAAGGAAUUGACCGGUGAUAUGCAAUUGACAAGACAAGAAAUCUUCUCUACUCAAGUGAUUGUUACUACCCCGGAAAAAUGGGAUGUGGUCACACGUAAGCUGGGAGGUGACAAUGAAUUGGUCAGCAAGGUGAAACUCUUGAUUAUCGAUGAAGUUCAUCUUUUACACGAAGAUCGUGGAUCUGUCAUUGAAACCUUGGUCGCAAGAACUUUACGUCAAGUGGAAAGUACGCAACUGAUGAUCAGAGUCGUUGGUCUUUCUGCCACCUUACCGAAUUAUAUGGAUGUGGCAGACUUUUUAGGAGUCAACCGUCAAAUCGGGAUGUUUUACUUUGAUCAAAGUUUCAGACCAUGUCCCUUGAAACAAGAAUUGAUAGGGGUUCGUGGGAAGGCUGGGUCCAAAGUAGCCCGUGAAAAUAUCGACAAGGUUUCAUAUAACAAAUUAAUUGAACAUGUCGCCCAGGGACUCCAAGUGAUGGUGUUUGUCCACUCCCGUAAGGACACCGUCAAGGCGGCCAGAACAUUUAUCCAGAUGGCUCAGGCAAAUGGAGAACUGUCCUUUUUUGACACCUCACAGGAAUGUGAGAGCUAUGAGAAGUUUUCUCGAGAAAUGGCGGCAAAGAAUAGAAAUAAAGAUAUGAAGGAACUCUUUGCCGGUGGGUUUGGGGUACAUCAUGCUGGUAUGUUAAGAACAGAUCGUAAUUUAACUGAAAAGUUAUUUUUGAAUGGAGCUAUCAAGGUCUUAUGUUGUACUGCCACAUUGGCCUGGGGUGUGAACUUACCAGCAGCAGUGGUUAUUGUCAAGGGUACUCAGGUGUAUGAUUCCAAACAAGGUGGGUUCGUUGACUUGGGUAUUUCCGAUGUAAUUCAAAUUUUCGGUAGAGCUGGUAGACCUCAAUAUGGUGAAGAAUUCGGAACUGGUAUCUUGUGUACCACCAGUGAUAGGCUCGACCAUUACGUUUCGCUUAUCACGCAACAACAUCCGAUUGAAUCGAGGUUCAGUGAUAAGCUUGUAGAUAAUUUGAAUGCGGAAAUAUCUCUUGGUACUGUCACAACCGUUGAUGAGGCCAUCCAAUGGAUGGGGUACACCUAUAUGAUGGUGAGAAUGCGCCAAAAUCCAUUUGCAUACGGCAUUGACCGUAAGGAAUUGGAAUUGGACCCAACGUUGAUGAAUAAGCGUCAUGAUAUGGUUGUGAGUGCUGCCCGUAGACUUCAUCUGUUGCAAAUGAUUGUGUUUGAUGAACAAAGUGGAGCCUUCACCGCCAAGGAUUUGGGUAGAAUUGCGUCUGACUUCUACUUGUUGAACAAUUCAGUUGAAGUGUUCAAUCAAAUGGUUAAUCCAAGAGCUACUGAAGCUGAUAUUCUUGCCAUGAUCAGUAUGAGUAGUGAAUUCGAUAGUGUCAAGUUCAGGGAAGAAGAAUCCACUGAAUUGAAACAUUUGUUGGAAGAUGCAGCCCCAUGUCAAGUGGCAGGGACCGGGAAGAAACUUGAUAAGAAUGAAAAGGCUGACAAUGACUCUAUUAACCUGUCACCUGUGAAAACAAACAUUCUUCUUCAAGCAUACAUUUCUAAGGCGCUUAUUAAGGAUUCUGCCUUGAUUUCAGAUUGUAAUUACGUUGCUCAGAACUCGGCAAGAAUCUGUCGUGCCCUCUUUUUGAUUGGUAUCAAUCGAAGAUGGGGCCAAUUUCUGAGAGUUAUGCUUUCUCUUUGUAAAUCCAUUGAUAAGAGAAUUUGGGGUGGGUUUGAUCAUCCAAUGGCUCAAUUUGAUAAAAUUCCAGACCAUGUCAUGAGAAACCUUCGCUCUAAAUCACCAUCCAUGGAGAUGCUCCGUGACAUGAAUGCCGGUGAAAUGGGUGAUUUGGUUCAUAAUCACAAACAAGGAAGUGUUUUGAAUAAACUUGUUGAUCGGUUCCCAUACAUUGAAGUUGAUGCUGAGGUAUUCCCCGUGACCAGCAAUGUCAUGCGAGUUCAUUUGGACCUUCAGGCCGACUUUAUAUGGGAUGAACGGUAUCAUGGGAAUGCACAAACUUUCUGGAUUAUGGUUGAAGGAUCGUCAGAAACUGAUUCCAAUUUGACUAGUCAGCUUCUUCAUGUGGAACGUCUUAUGAUGAAUCGUAGACUGGUCAAUAGUGAUACCCCACAAGCCAUGGAUUUCAUGAUUCCCUUGUCUGAUCCUCUUCCAGCCCAGAUCGUGGUCAGAGUGGUUUCGGAUUAUUGGAUUGGAUCAGACUCAAUGCAUACAAUUUCUUUCCAACAUCUUAUUCGUCCCUCGAAUGAAACGGUUAGAACUAAUUUAUUACGUCUUCAACCCCUCCCAAUCAAGGCUUUACAAAAGGCAGAGAUUGAAAAAGUGUAUUCGUCUCGUUUCAGUUACUUCAACCCCAUGCAAACCAUGGCCUUCCAUUCUUUGUACAAUACCAAUUCCUCAGUAUUUGUUGGAUCUCCAACUGGGUCUGGUAAGACUGUGGUUGCUGAGUUGGCAAUGUGGCACGCAUUCAAUGAAUUCCCUGGCUCUAAAGUGGUUUAUAUUGCUCCAAUGAAGGCUCUUGUUCGUGAAAGAGUUGAUGAUUGGAGACAACGUUUAUGUGGUAAGAAUUCUCCAACUGGGUUGAAAUUGGUUGAACUUACCGGUGAUUCUCUUCCUGAGGCUAGAGAUGUCCGUGCCGCGGAUAUCAUUGUUACGACCCCGGAAAAGUUUGAUGGUAUCUCACGUAAUUGGCAAACAAGAAAGUUCGUUCAACAAGUGUCACUUGUCAUUAUGGAUGAAAUCCAUUUGUUGGCCAGUGAUCGUGGUCCAAUUCUUGAAAUGAUUGUCAGUAGAAUGAACUAUAUCUCAGGGCAAAGACAAAAGGAAAAGGAAAAAUCCGGACUCAAGGAUAUUCGAUUAUUGGGGAUGUCUACCGCUGUUUCCAAUGCAAUUGAUAUGGCUGGAUGGUUGAAAGUUAAAGAAGGGUUAUUCAAUUUCCCGCUGUCGGUGCGUCCUGUCCCUCUUCAAAUGUAUAUUGAUGGGUUCCCUGACAACUUGGCAUUUUGUCCACUCAUGAAAACCAUGAACAAGCCUGCGUUUAUGGCCAUCAAGCAACAUUCGCCAACCAAGCCUGUGUUGAUUUUCGUUGCCUCCCGUAGACAAACUCGUCUUACCGCCCUUGAUCUUAUCCAUUUGUGUGGGAUGGAAGCCAACCCAAGAAGAUUCCUCAAGAUCAAUGAUGAUGAAGAAUUAAGAGACAUUUUGGACAAGGUCAAAGAUGAAACAUUGAAACUUUCUCUUCAAUUUGGUAUGGGUCUACACCACGCUGGUUUGGUAGAAUCUGAUAGACAGAUUUCUCAUAAGCUCUUUGAAAGUGGGAAAAUCCAAAUUUUGAUUGCCACUUCAACUUUGGCUUGGGGGGUGAACUUACCUGCCCAUCUUGUCAUUAUCAAGGGUACUCAAUUCUUUGAUUCUAAGAUUGAAGGGUAUCGUGACAUGGACUUGACCGAUAUUCUUCAAAUGAUGGGGAGAGCCGGUAGACCUGCGUUCGAUACUAGUGGUACUGCCAUUGUAUACACUCGUGAACUGAAGAAGGUAUUCUAUAAGCAUUUCUUGAAUGUUGGUUUCCCCGUGGAAUCCUCGUUACACAAGGUAUUGGAUAACCAUUUGGGGGCUGAAAUUGCCGCUGGCACCGUUAAGACUAGACAAGAAGCUAUGGAUUUCUUGACUUGGACAUUUUUAUACCGUCGUGCUCAUAACAACCCCACUUAUUACGGGAUUGAAGAUACUUCAACCUUUGGAAUUUCCAAGUAUUUGGGUGGAUUAAUCGACACUACCAUUGAAAACUUGGUUGAAUCCAAGUGUGUGAUCACUGCUGGUGAGAACAAGUUGAUUGCAACCCCAUUCCUUCACAUUUCGUCGUACUACUAUCUUUCCCACAAGACUAUGCGUAACUUGAUUGGUAAAUUGACUCAAGAGUCGACUUUCAGACAAUGUUUGAGGUAUUUGUGUGAAGCUACUGAAUACGAUGAACUUGCCACCCGUCAUGGGGAAGAAUUGAUCAAUAUGGAGAUGUCGCAGGCCAUGAGAUAUCCCUUGGAAGAUUUGGAAUGUGAACAUGUGUGGGAUCCACAUGUGAAGGCAUUCUUAUUGCUUGAAGCGUACAUGAGUAGAGUGGAGCUUCCAAUUGUGGAUUAUGUCCAGGAUACUGUUGCUGUUUUGGACCAUCUGUUGAGAGUGUUACAAGCCUAUGUCGAUGCCACCGCUGAACUUGGCUACUUGGAAGCUGUGUUGACAUUUAUUACCAUGAUGAGAUGUAUUAAGCAAAGAUGUUGGUUUGAUGAUGAUCCAAUCAGUUGCCUUCCAGGGGUUCGUCUUCGUCCAAGAGUAGAUGAAUCAGAGGGUGUCAAAGUGACCACAUUGAAAGAUUUGGGUGGUAUGAACAACAAACAACUCCAUGGGGUUGCCAACAAGUUGGGGGUUUCGCGGGAUAGUAACACCCGGUUUGAAUUCAUCAAGGUUGCGUCAAGCUUACCAACGGGUAAGUUCCUGGUUGAACAAGAUUCAAACAGAUUGGUGGUUGAAUUAGCACAUGACAACGAGCCAUUGAACAAGGAAUUCAGAGUACAUUGUCCUCAUUUCCCCAAGGCUCAAAGAGAGUCCUGGUUUGUUAUUGUAUCCAAGGGCACGGAACUUCUCUUACUUAAGAGAGCGUCUCCUAAACUCUUCGGUAAGAAGGGUAAAGUUCUGUGUGUUUUGGAGAUUCCAGACGAAUUGAGGGGAGGUGGUGAGUAUAAGGUUUCAUGUGUCAACGAUGCACAAGAGUUACAAUAUGAACAAAGAAUUCAAUUGAAUUAA